CUGGAAGCGAACGUCCUCGUGAGACCACCAGCGCAUCCGUAGAUGUUUAGGCUCACUGCAGGCGCGGGGUGGGUUUACUGCCUUUGGCCCAGUUGCGUUGUUGCCUCGCUCCCACGGGCCAUCCACCUCAGGGCAAGGAGGGUGUAACCCUCUUGUGCACUAGUUCGGACCCAUGCACCCAUCCAGGAUCGAUCCUGGGACCUCAACAGUCAGGGUGACUCCUGGCAUUUCGCACCAAUGUAACAAGAGGAUUGUCGCCUAGGUUGACAAGGGAGCGAGUCUCCCGUUACAGCGCCGCGACGGCGACGAUCCUCGUCGUGUUGGCGCUUGUAUCGCAGGUAGUUAUCGUUAAUAGCACCAGAUCCGCAUUGAUGUGCAUGUGUGGAGCCAGUUCGGUUGGGUUGCUGGUGCACAUGAGCCCCCAGAUGCGUGAGCGAGCCCAAGCCGGCGUGUGGCCUCGGGCGCGUCCCUACAACGUUGCUCACCGUGGUGCAAGCGGCUUCCGCCCGGACCACACCGCUGAGGGUUACCAGCUGGCCAUUGACCUGGGCGCCGACUUCAUUGAGUGCGAUGUGGUGCUGACAAAGGACCUGGUGCCCGUGUGCCGCCACGAGCCCCUGGUCUCUGGCACCACCGACGCCGACGCCAAGUUUCCCAGCCUCAUCAAGUCCAUCAUCAUCGAUGGUGUCAACUACACCGGUGUGUUCACCACGGACCUGACCCUGGCUGAGGUGAAGACGCUGCGCUGCCGGCAGCCCCUGGCUGACCGCGACCAGUCCUUCAACGGCCUCUUCGCCAUCCCCACCCUGGAGGAGUACAUUGCCAUUGCCAAGGGCGCCAACCGCACCGUCGGUAUCUACCCCGAGACCAAGCACCCCACGUGGCAUGACAGCCUGCCCAUUGUCAAGGCCGCCCAGACCACCAUGUCCGACAUUGUGCUCAACGUCCUGAAGAAGCACGGCUACAAGGGCCCCGUCAACAGCAAGGCCUGGUCGCGCCAGCCCGCCUUCAUCCAGUCCUUCGAGGUGGGCAACCUCAAGUACCUGUCCCGCAAGACCUGCAUCCCGCUGGUGCAGCUCCUGAGCGACUGGAACACGCCCAUUCCUGACAUGCCCUACAUGAACUACUCCGCCAUCAUGUCUGAGGAGGGCGUCAAGGAGAUGGCCACCUACGCCUCGGGUGUGGGCCCCAGCAAGGGCACCCUGGUGCGCGCCAAGGUCGGAGCCAACGUGACCGCCAACGGUGCCGGCCUGGAGUCUUCUGGCCUGGCCGAGCGCAUCCGCAAGAACGGCAUGCAGGCCCACCCCUACACCUUCCGCAACGAGGCCCGCUACCUGUCCUACGGCUCGUUCGCCUCGGCCAUGGACGAGUUCGAGUUCUUCUUCGUCAAGCUGGGCCUCGAGGGCGCCUUCACCGACUACACCGGCAGCCUGCGCCAGUACUUCACCAUGAAGGCGCAGGAGCAGGGCCGCCUGUGGAACACCGGCGCCGUCAUCAACCGCGCCGGCCGCCCCAAGCCGCACAACCCCAAGUGCUAGACGCACGUGUUCAUACUUCAUAGUCUACGCGUAUGUGUGUAUGCGUACGUAUGGGGCCGCACAUACACGUGACAACAAGAAGCGCAUUGAUUGCAGGAUGUGCACAUGUGAGCAAGUGGUCAUGUUCUGAUUGGGGUGUUUGAGACUUGCGUGCGUGGGCGGCAUUGAGGGCUGUUUCCAAGCUCCCGUCCUUGCGUACAUAAGUAAUACAGUGAGCGUCUUCAACAACGGGAUGUACAUCGCGCGUGCCACAUGCACGCGCGUCAUCCGCAUACACGGGCCAUGAAAGCACACCGGACAACGCAUGCAGUGAUCCACUGUAAAGCUCUAGUCGU
Chlamydomonas reinhardtii is the source of this 1873-nucleotide messenger RNA. RefSeq lists its product as uncharacterized. Gene Ontology annotation, biological process: lipid metabolic process. Gene Ontology annotation, molecular function: glycerophosphodiester phosphodiesterase activity. The transcript has 12 exons. The record is from RefSeq and is a predicted model, not a curated record. The coding region runs from base 372 to 1538 and encodes 388 amino acids. NCBI's taxonomy places the organism in Eukaryota, Viridiplantae, Chlorophyta, Chlorophyceae, Chlamydomonadales, Chlamydomonadaceae.